Messenger RNA from Tremella mesenterica DSM 1558, 699 nucleotides. RefSeq lists its product as uncharacterized. The record is from RefSeq and is a predicted model, not a curated record. Lineage: Eukaryota; Fungi; Basidiomycota; Tremellomycetes; Tremellales; Tremellaceae. The coding region runs from base 1 to 699 and encodes 232 amino acids. The transcript has 2 exons.
AUGUCUAGACUAGUCGAGCUGGUCUCGGUCUUGGUAUUCUUAAGUCAGACUAUCGCUCAUGUGACAAUGUGGCAUCCAUCUGCGUAUGGAUAUGACGCUCUCAAUCCCAACCAAGAAGAUUUAGUCAAUCCUCUUUACAACCUCACUUUUGAUCAAUGGUGGUUUCACGGAAAUAUCAGUAAUCCUCCCGCCGACGGAGAGAUGCUCAUUCUUCCCGCCGGGGGAACGUUGAACGGUGAAUUAGGAUGUAACAAAGCAUUGACAUCGUAUGGUGAUCCCAAUAAUCCACUUCGAAAAGUUCCAUAUGCUUGCGACACCAUAGGUCCUCUUCAUACCACGGACACAUACGGUUCUUCAAAUCCUACCGAUGUCAAAGGUUGUGCUUUAUCCAUAGCAUACAAAAGUGACGUUUAUUCCAUCACCACUGAAGAUUUCGUUGUUAUUUCGGUCAUUUAUCAAUGUCCAUGGGAAAAAAAUAUCACUUUUCAUAUCCCACCUGAUCUUCCACCUUGUCCACCUGGAGGUUGUCAUUGCGCUUGGCACUGGGUACACAGUCAAUUAUCAGGAGGAGAACAAAUCUAUUUCAAUGGAUAUAAAUGUAAUGUUACCGAUACCACCAACACCGUUCCUCUACCUCCUGGUGAGUUUUUCUUCUUUUUUUCUCUCUUCACCUUUACUCGUUUCUCUCUUCUUCAGUAG